Messenger RNA from Cucumis sativus (cucumber), 2544 nucleotides. Its product is annotated as BTB/POZ domain-containing protein At5g17580. Bases 530 to 2314 code for a protein of 594 amino acids. Lineage: Eukaryota; Viridiplantae; Streptophyta; Magnoliopsida; Cucurbitales; Cucurbitaceae. The record is from RefSeq and is a predicted model, not a curated record. The transcript is spliced from 3 exons.
UUAAUAAGCAAAACUUAUAUUUCUAACUUUUGAACUUAGGUUGAAAAUUAGAGGACAAUCAUGUUUCUAUUUAAAAAAAUAUGUAUGAAGGUUUAAGAUCAAACUUUACAUUUUUCUUCAAAUCGUGCUGAUCUACGAAACAAACUAGAAAAUACUACGAUCUCUCUUAUGUCGAGUAUAUACUAAGUGUCAAUUGAGCUACCAAGUAGACACUUGCUCAAAACAAAAAAAUGAAGAACUAAACUUAAACUAAAAUGUUGAAUAGAAAAAUGUUUAAAGUUUGAAAAGAAAGAAAUAAAUUUCUUUUAGUUCAAGUAACAGAAUCCCACUAGUUUUGGAUAGUUACCGCUACAUCUCACUUCCUUUCUUCCAUUUUCUUUUCUUUCUUUCGUUGAAAUAUUCAAGUUCUAUACUCUGUUCUCUCUCUUUCUACGUGACUAAGUCCAAAUAACACGAGGAUUUCAGAUACCCACAUUUGAUUUUAUUAUACAGAAGGACAUUCAAAACAUGGUAGACAAAUCAGACAAGAAUGCCUCUUAUUGGUGAAGAACUAUUUUACUUUCAUGCAUUUUUUGCUAACCCUUUAAUUUUUCACGUCAUGGUUGUUUCCAAACGGUCGCUCAUCUUCAUUAUGGUUUGCAGGUUGCCUAAGCCUAAAUCUAGAACUGAUAUACAGUUUCAUGUCAGUGGGGUGCCCUUCAAUUUGGAUAGGGAUAUUAUAGUUGAAAAGUCAGGGAAGAUAGCGGAGUUAUUGAAAGAAAAAUCCGAGGACAGUAUCCAAGAGUUCCUCAGAAACAUACCAGCUCAUCCAAAUACAUUUGAACUUGUUGCAAGGUUCUGCCAUGGGUUUCGUCUGAAAAUGUCAUGUGAGAAUGUGCUUCCUUUAGCUUGUCUUGCUUUCUAUCUGGGGAUGACUGAAAGUCACAGCCCAAAUAAUCUGUUGAGCAAAGCACUUACCUUCUUUGAACAGAAAAUCCUCCCUAGCUGGAAUGAAACCAUUAAGGCUUUUCUUACAACAGAAGAUAUCAUGCAACAGGCAGUGGAUACAGGCCUUGUUGACGAAUGCAUCGAAUCUUUGGUCGGUAAGGCAGUGAAUAAUCCAUAUCUCCUUGGCGAACCGAUUGUGAAUUUCAUAAGUGACGAACUCAGUGAGGAUGACGUGCUUCAUCACAAUCCAAGUGCAAGAAGAAAACUCUUUGUUUCUGAAUGGCAGUCUGAGGAUUUGACAAUUCUGCCUCUUUCACUGUAUGAACUGACCAUUCAUUCCCUGAACCGGCAUGCUGUCCCGCUGAGAUUUGUAGCUGCAUCCCUUUUGAAGUAUUCAAAGAAGUGGGUGUUUUGCAGUGCUAAGGGAGAUGAAAAAAUUUCAGUAUGUAAAACAAACCGUCAAAGGGAAGUUAUAGAAGCAGUAGAAAGGCUAAUGCCUCAUCAGAAGGGACUAUUUCCUUGCACAAUAUUGUUUGAAAUGCUCCGGUUUGCCAUUCGUUUGGAAGCUAAUGCUGGUUGUAGAAAUGGACUUGAGUUGAGGAUAGGAAAGCAGCUUGAUCAAGCUACAGCAAGUGACCUUUUAAUUCCUUCUCGAGGCUAUGCUAAGGAAAGGCGUUACGAUAUUGAGUGUGUGAAGCGAAUUAUAAAGCACUUCUAUAGAGAUUAUGGUUCAAAUAUGGAAGGAUUAAUUGCCGCAGCAAAACUCAUUGAGGAAUUCUUGUUUGAGGUUGCUAGUGACAGAGAUUUGGAGAUUAAUGCAUUUGUUUCAUUAGUUGAAAUGUCAAGUGCCGCAUCAAUGGGAACUGAUAGGAGCUCCGAUGGAAUAUACAGAGCUAUUGAUACAUAUCUGGACAAGCAUAGCUUCCUGACAGAAUCUGAGAGAGAAGAAGUGUGCAGAGGGCUGGACUACCACAGGAUGUCAGCUGAAGCAUGUGAACAUGCCGCCAAGAACCAGCGACUGCCGUUAAGAAUCGUGGUCCAAGUGCUUUUUUUGGUGCAAUUACAGCUACGUGAUGCGAUUGUGAAGGAUAUUCAGCGUACGGACAACAAAUUGACACAGGACGAGGUUGAAAAUGAUAGAGAGUUGAACUUAAGUGAAGCAAUAGUAAAAAAUGAAAUGGAGAAAAUGAGCAACAAGGUGAUAGAACUGGAGAAAGAGUGUCAUGUGAUGAGGAAAGAGAUUGAGGAAGGCUGCGUCCACAUGGUGAAAAAAGAGAAGACAAACAUGUGGAGAGAAAUGAAAAGAAAGUUCGGUUGCAUAAAUAAGAUGAACAACUGCAAUUGCCAAGUUAAAAAGAAAAGGGUUCAUCCAAAAUUAGGGACUUGAGUAACAGGCAUCUGAUCAUCCUAUAAACUCUUCUGUAAUUAUUUGAUUUCAUGUUUUUGCAUUGUUAUUUAACUCAUAGUGAAUAAAUCUCCAAGUUCUUAGGCAUCAAGCCAAAAAAUUUCCCCAAGGUUUAUUCCUUUGCCCCCCUGCUUUUCCACAUCAUGUAACAUUGACUUUACAACGUCCAUAAUUUUAAUUGUAAAAAAAAUGUUUAUGGUUUUUUUAUAAAA